AUGGCGCACCCAUAUGAGCCAUGGCUGCGAUCUGCACCCCCUGGCGGACCAGAGGAGGUGGGUAUGUCUGGAUGGUGGGAUCUGCAUGGCGGAGCUGCUGGGUGGAUGGACCUGCAAGGUGCACCGGGGCUUGGGGGUGGGGGGGGAGGCAUGGGUCAGGGAGGCUCGAUGGGCCUCCAGCCCUCCGUCAGCUCCUACAAUCCAGAGAGCCAGAUGUGCUGCCUUCCCCCAUCACCCCAACCAUCUCCACUCUACACCCCCGACAGCUUCAAAAUGGAGCCGUUAGCACCUGACAUGCUGCAGCCCGGCUCCUCUGCCUCUUUUUCUUUGGAGGAGCCACAAGAGGGCGCCAGUGGCUCCAGCCGGCCCAAACCCAGCCGUCGAUCUGGGAGCAGAGCUCCAGGCCAGACCGCCUGCCGAUGUCCAAACUGCCUCAGCGCGGAGUCGCUUGGAGCCUCGGCAGGCGAUGAUGAGAAGCGCAAACACCUGCACAACUGCCACAUCCCAGGAUGUGGCAAGGCAUAUGCGAAGACAUCACACCUGAAGGCUCACCUGCGCUGGCACAGUGGUGACAGACCCUUUGUCUGCAACUGGCUGUUCUGUGGGAAGCGUUUCACGCGUUCUGAUGAGCUGCAGCGCCACCUGCAGACGCACACUGGCACCAAGCGCUUCAACUGUGGCGUGUGCCCGCGUGUCUUCAUGCGCUCUGACCACCUGGCCAAGCACAUGCGCGUGCACGAGUCGCCAUGCCAACCGCCCGAGGUGCAAAGCAGCGGGGAGCGCCUCUCGCCCGUGGUGAGUGGUGACGGCUCUACAUCUGCUCCACCCGUGCUACAUCUGAAGAGCGAAACAGAGAUGAGCAAAGAAGAGGGGGCAGCACACAGCAGCUAA
Messenger RNA from Electrophorus electricus (electric eel), 891 nucleotides. The record is from RefSeq and is a predicted model, not a curated record. Lineage: Eukaryota; Metazoa; Chordata; Actinopteri; Gymnotiformes; Gymnotidae.